Entelurus aequoreus (snake pipefish) is the source of this 2016-nucleotide messenger RNA. RefSeq names its product sprouty-related, EVH1 domain-containing protein 2-like. Lineage: Eukaryota; Metazoa; Chordata; Actinopteri; Syngnathiformes; Syngnathidae. The record is from RefSeq and is a predicted model, not a curated record. The transcript is spliced from 6 exons. Gene Ontology annotation, molecular function: protein kinase binding. Gene Ontology annotation, cellular component: membrane. Gene Ontology annotation, biological process: negative regulation of MAPK cascade; multicellular organism development. The coding region runs from base 487 to 1872 and encodes 461 amino acids.
GCUUGCAGCAAUCCAACAUGGAGUAGCAGCGAGAGAGGAGAUGGGGCUCUAGCGGGGCCACCCCACGGCGACAACGACGCGCUUUCUCACGCACAGCCGGAGCUGCAGUCGUGUCGGUGUCUCCUUUUUGGAGGCGGGGUGGCGGUAUUUGACGACAACAACAACAAAAACGACGGGACAACGCGACCUGGCUGGAGGAAGAAAGGGGGGGGGGUUGUCGGGACGACUAGCGCGGUUACCUGCUGGCCUGCCUGGCGGCGAUGGGCCCCUAGAAAGUUGGAGGAUCGGAAAGAAGAAGGAGGAAAAAAUAGGUGGUGGGGGGCGACCCAAAAGCAGCUGGAGGAGGAGGGGGGCGACACACACACACACACACACACUGCACGUACACAAACACACAAAAAACACUUGGAGGAUUUUUCUUUAUGCGGGAUUUAUGGACGAUGACGAGGCUGAGGAAUGCUACGUGAGCUGAGGUGAAGAGAGAAAAUGAUAGAAGAAACACACCCUAACGAUGACAGCUACAUCGUACGUGUGAAAGCAGUGGUGAUGACGCGGGACGACUCGAGCGGAGGCUGGCUGGCGCAGGACGGGGGCGCUCUCAGCAGGGUGGGGGUCUGUCGCCUACGACCCACCGAGCUACCCCCGCUGCCGCCCUCCGGAAGCUCGCAGUUCCUCAUCCGGGGCGAGCGGCUGCGGGACAAACAGGUGAUCCUGGACUGUCCACUGAGGAAAGACUUGGUGUACACUAUAGCAACGCCCACCUUUCACCACUGGAAGGUGGAGGACCGAAGGUGUGGCCUGGGCUUCCAGGGUCCAGCUGAUGCAAGGGCGUUCGACAGGGGGGUGCGGAAAGCCAUCGAGGACCUGGCAGAAGGUUCGACCACCUCCUCUACAGCACUCCAGAACGAAGGCGAGCUGGGCGACGACGACGUCUUCACGAACGCCACCGACAGCUCAUCCAACUCCUCCCAAAAGCUGGAGAGCUGCCUGCAGCCGCUCGAGUCUUCUCCUCUUCCGCAGAGACACAGGUGCAUGCUGGGAUAUCGUCACAACCUCCACGACACGUAUCGGCUUUCAGACCACUACUUAUUGGACCAGCCUCUGUCUCGACUUCCCCAUGUUACCUUCCAAGAGGAUGAGGAAAUCGUCCGCAUCAACCCACGGGAGCGUAUGUGGGAGCGAGCCAGCGAUCGACUGCACGUGCGGCCGUCAGAUCGCUCCUGGCUCACAGGCUACGAGGACUACCGACACGCCACGGUGCGUGACAAGUUCAUCCAGAUGGAAGAUUCUGAAUCCUAUGUCCAUUUUGCCAAAACGGAGACGCAGAAGCACGACUACACCUAUCCCCUGGCGCCAGCCCUGUCGCCCUCAGACUCUGACCCAGCCUUAGGACCCUUUCCCAGUAAGGGCCACGACGGGUCGUAUCGCCAAGGCUUCUCUGUGGUCUCCACCCAGCCUCGUUCCUUUCUGCCAAGCUCCUCUCCGUCCACCAAUGGCGGGAAGGGACGCAAGCAGGAUGGACUGGAGCGCGCUCAGUGCGAGCAUUGCGGCGAAGGCUUUUACAUCUCCGAAAACAGGAGGGGCCAAUGCCAGGAUGCUCCGGACCCCGUGCGGGGCUGCAUCCAGCGGGUCAGCUGCAUGUGGCUGGCAGACACCAUGCUAUACCACUGCAUGUCCGACCCGGAAGGGGACUACUCGGACCCCUGCUCCUGUGACGGGGGCGAGGGUGGCAGAUUGGGCACCCGCUGGUUAGCCCUACUGGGGUUAUCCCUGGUGGCUCCCUGCCUCUGCCUUUACCCGCCCCUUCACGCUUGCCAUCGGGCAGGGCUGGCUUGCGGCUGUUGCGGAGGCCGACACAAGUCCCUGAGCUGAGCCUCCCGGUUCAGAAACCCUUCAGAGGAAAUGGAAAAACCAUAACCCAACGCAAGCACAGUCAAAGACUUGAGGAGGACAAAAACGGAGGGGCUGCAGCUCUCUCUGCCGAUAAGCCAAAAAAUGUAAAAAAAUAAAAAGAAA